AUGACGGUGAAAAUGGAAACUCCCAGACCACAGAAAACUCCUGGACCACUGGUUCUUAAACUUUGCUGUCUGGCCUGUAAGAGAGCCAACGGUGUUUCUAAUUUGCCAUGUAAAGAAGACCAGCAGAUUGCAGAAGAGCCAGUCAGGAGCACCUGGUUUCCAUCCCUGAAAUAUGGAAAAAAUACAGUCAAAAACAAUAUAGACCUCUGCAAGCUGGCAGUCAACACGGUGCCCUUCCCACUUUUCCACUUCUUCAUGCCUGGCUUGACCAGCCAUGGAAGCCAGCAGUAUCAGGCCGUCACUGUACCCGAACUCAGCCAGCAGGUCUUUCAUGUCAAGAACAGGCUGACUGCCUGUGACCCCAGCCAUGGCCAUUACCUCACCACGGCUGCUGUCUUUCAUGGGCAGAUGUCCAUGAAGGAGGUAGAUGAGCAGAUGCUCAAUGCACAAAGCAAGAAUAGCAGCUAUAUCAUGGAAUGGAUCCCCAACAACGUCAAGACAGCUGUCUGCAAUAUCCCACCCCAUGGCCUCAAGAUGGCAGUCACCUUCACUGGAAAUAGCACAUCCUUGCAGGAGCUCUUCAGACACAUCUCAGAGCAGUCCGGGGCCACAUUCUGGCGCUGGUACACAGAUGAGGGCACGGAUGAGAUGGAAUUCACUGAAGCUGAGAACAACAUGAACAACCUUGUUUUCGAGUACCAGCAGUCAGAUGCCACAGCAGCGGAAGAGGAGGAUUAA
Messenger RNA from Leptonychotes weddellii (Weddell seal), 738 nucleotides. The record is from RefSeq and is a predicted model, not a curated record. NCBI's taxonomy places the organism in Eukaryota, Metazoa, Chordata, Mammalia, Carnivora, Phocidae.